AUGGCGACGCAAAGCGGCCGGACGUAUAAUGACGCCAUCGACGCCCUCAACUCGCUCCAAACUCCAUAUCAAAUUAUCGAGGCCCGCCGCAAGGCCGGCAUACGCCCCGAUGCGACCUCCAUCGCCGAGAUGCGCAUCUACCUGCGCCGUAUCGGCUACACCCCGUCCGACCUCGACCGCCUGAACAUCGUACAUGUCGCUGGCACCAAAGGCAAAGGGAGCACCUGCGCCUUCGCCGCCUCGAUCCUCUAUCAGUAUCAAAAGACUCACGGCGUGCCGCGUCGCAUCGGCCUGUUUACCAGCCCCCACCUCAUCGCCGUGCGAGAACGGAUACGGAUCGAUGGCGUCCCCAUUAGCGAGGACGUCUUCGCACGUUAUUUCUUCGAGGUCUGGGACAAGCUCGGUGAGGCCGAGGCCGCCGAAGGGCGCGCCGAGGUCGUCGACCCGCGUCUCGGCCUGCCACUGUCCACGCGGCCUAUAUACUCGCGGUAUCUGACGCUGAUGAGCUAUCACGUCUUCCUGCGGGAAGGCAUCGACGUGGCCGUGUACGAGACGGGCAUCGGUGGCGAAUUCGACGCGACAAACAUCGUCGAGCGGCCCGUCGCGUCCGGCAUCAGCACGCUCGGCAUCGACCACGUCUACGCACUCGGAAGCACCGUCGACCGCAUCGCCUGGCACAAGGGCGGCAUCAUGAAGGCCGGCAGCCCCGCCUUCACUAUCGAGCAAGUCCCCGAGGCCGCCGUCGUACUGCGCGACCGGGCCCGCGAAAAAGGCGUCAUGCUUACCGUCUUGCCCGUCAACCCACGCCUCGCAGGUGUCGGCGUACGCCCCGACGCGCUGUUUCAGAAGCGGAACGCGAGCCUCGGCAUUGCGCUUGCCGAGACAGCGCUACGCCGGAUUGACCCGGGGUUUGCCGUCCCCAAGGACGCCGCGGCCCCGCUAAGCCGGGAGUUCGUCGACGGCAUCGAAAAGGUGGUGUGGCGCGGGCGCUGCGAGGUCUUUCCCGAGGGCCCCGUGGUCUGGCACGUCGACGGCGCGCACACGGUAGACAGCCUGCGGAUGGUGACGCGCUGGUUCGCGGGCGAGUGCGCGCAGGCGGCCGCGGCCGCCCCGCCCGGAUUGCAGCGCCAACCCCGGGCCCUCAUCUUCAACCAGCAGGGGCGCGAGGAGGCGGUCGGGUUCCUCGAUGUCGUGGCAUCGACGCUGCAGGCGCACCUCCUCGCCCACCACCGCAGCCACGACAAGUACGAACGUGUGGAGGGGGCCGGAAGUACGGAGAAAGCGGCGGCGGCGGCGGCGGCAGACACGACGCCACUGUUCGACCGCGUCUUCUUCUGCUCCAACGUCACACGCGCGGCGACCGGGUACAAGCGUGACUUCGUCAACAGGCAGCACGACCCCGCGGCGAUCCGGGGGCUGACAAUGCAGCGCGCCUUCGCCGACCGCUGGACCGCGAUCGACCCGGGGGCCGCGGUCGCGGUCGUGCCGACGAUCGAGGAGGCGAUCGAGCACGUCAGGGCCUUCGGGCGCGAAGCGGCGUCCGCGGGGGCAGGGGGAGAAGGCCGACCGGGGACGGUUCGCGCGCUCAUCACCGGCAGCUUGCACCUGGUUGGGGGGGCGCUGGAGAUCCUAGAGGGCGCGGACGCGCUGUGA
Molecule: messenger RNA, 1653 nt
Organism: Durotheca rogersii
Lineage: Eukaryota; Fungi; Ascomycota; Sordariomycetes; Xylariales; Xylariaceae
Product: FolC bifunctional protein
Exons: 2
Coding region: 1-1653 (550 amino acids)
Biological process (GO): tetrahydrofolylpolyglutamate biosynthetic process
Cellular component (GO): cytoplasm; mitochondrion; cytosol
Molecular function (GO): tetrahydrofolylpolyglutamate synthase activity; ATP binding
Source: RefSeq, a predicted model, not a curated record